AUGACUCAGCCAGCGGCGGGCAAGCCCACCGCCGGUGUGCUCCAGAUUCCUGCAGCAGCCACCCAAAAAUCGAUUUCAUCUGCACCCACGAAAAAGGCUCCUAAGCCCCCGACGCCGCGCUUGAAGCUUCUUGUGCGCCGCUUGCCCCCAGGGCUCACUCAAGCUGAGUUUGAAGCCGCCCUCGGCGAGGAAUGGCGGGUGGGUGCGGGCAAGGUUGACUGGCUCCAAUACAAGCCAGGCAAGGUUUCGAAGGAUCCUGCCAAACCCUCUCGUCCAUCCCGAGCCUACCUGCAUGUGGUUUCCAGCGAGCAAGUCGGGCCGCUGUCGGACCAAGUGCGACAGGCCUCAUUCCAGGAUGCCCGUAAUACGACGCAUGAUCCGGUUCUCCUUGGCCCUCCCAGCUUGGAGUUUGCGCCAUACGCCAAGACCCCUGGCAGUCGUGUUCGCAAAGAUGCCCGCCAGGGCACCAUUGAUCAAGAUCCCGAUUUCAUUGCCUUCCUCGAAAGCCUGACGCAACCCAUUGCCAAACCGACCACUGUGGACCUACUUGAGCCUGAGGAGAAGAAAGAGGCGGUGGUGAUGACACCUCUGGUGCAGUUCAUCAAGGACAAGAAGGCAAGCAAAGCCAAAGAGAGUGGAUUCUCCAAGUCCUCUAAGCGAGCCGAAAAGGAAUCAAAACAGGAGAAGGUUCAGGCCAAAAAGCUUCUACAGCGACCCGAUAAGGAGUCGGCUUCUGGAUCUGCUUCGGAGAGAAAAGGCAAGGGCGAAAAGACAAGCAAGGAAUCCAGCAAGGCGUCCAAGCAAGCUAGUGGAACUACAACUACGAAGAGCGGAAAGGGGAGCGGCACGAAUACUGCGAAAGAUACUCCCUCCACCAUGGCCUCCGAGCGCAAGAGGGAACGAGGCAAUGUGACCGCGGCGGCCAAGAUCUUGCAGCGAGACCUGGGACUGACCACCUCCGGAGGUCGACGAAGGGGCAAAGGCGGAGCCAACGAUACCGGCUCCCCCAAAAAUGAGAGUCCACAUGAGUCUCCGGGAUGGAGGAGAUUCUCAAUCACCAGUCUCGCGAGCUCCCAACACCACGUCGUCGCCGGUGACAUCCAACCCCCCGCCAAGUCCAGCAAGAACGCGAAGAACAAGACCGCCGCUGCCUCCGCGACCCCAACCGCCACCCAGGCGUUCCUCAAACACGCGAAUCCCUCUCAGGGAGUGACCGAGGCGCUGUUGGAAACCGCGUUCGCCGCGUUUGGCGCCGUGACCAAGGUGGAGAUUGAUAAGAAGAAAGGAUUUGGGUAUGUGGACUUCGCCGAGCCGGACGGAUUGCAGAAGGCCAUGGCUGCCAGUCCUGUCUCGGUCGCCCAGAGCCAGGUCGUGGUGCUGGAACGCAAGGCCAAUCCGGGUGGGGAGAAGUCGAAGAAGGGCGGACGAGGAGGAGACGGCGCGUCCGCGACGGGCGGCAAAACCAAGAGUGGUAACAGCGAAGGAAAUGGGAGCGGUGGCGGCGGCGGAGCCGGAGGAUCUGGAGGAUCUGGAGGAUCUUCUCGGGGUCCUCGAGGCGGCCGCGGACGCAACAAGGGACCGAAGGGAGCCGGAGGAGGUGAAGGGUCGAAGGGCGGUGGUGCGCCUGCAACUCCGACGGAGAAGAACGGAUCGGAGAAGUAG
Messenger RNA from Penicillium macrosclerotiorum, 1662 nucleotides. Its product is annotated as putative nonsense-mediated mRNA decay protein Upf3. Gene Ontology annotation, cellular component: nucleolus; cytoplasm. Lineage: Eukaryota; Fungi; Ascomycota; Eurotiomycetes; Eurotiales; Aspergillaceae. The transcript has 3 exons. Gene Ontology annotation, molecular function: mRNA binding. The coding region runs from base 1 to 1662 and encodes 553 amino acids. The record is from RefSeq and is a predicted model, not a curated record. Gene Ontology annotation, biological process: positive regulation of translation; nuclear-transcribed mRNA catabolic process, nonsense-mediated decay.